This is a messenger RNA of Cuscuta europaea, 953 nucleotides long. The record is from the annotation of a GenBank genome assembly. NCBI's taxonomy places the organism in Eukaryota, Viridiplantae, Streptophyta, Magnoliopsida, Solanales, Convolvulaceae.
ACUUAACCGUACGAUUCUAUCCUUUCUUUCAUAUCAAUUCUGAUCGCCCUUCAUCGUCUCCUGUGGCCCUGUCACUCCGAGUUGGUGACGCACUCACGCCGGUCGGUGCUCUCCGCCUUAAUCCUCCCAGACUGCAACCAGCGAUUCUCUGCCGGAAACCGCAGUGCGCCACUGCCUCUAUUCGCUGGUCUUCCGAGUAUAUAAUUCAGAAUGGAAAAUGAAGGGAUUGCAAACUCGAAGAAACGAAUGAAACCCUCUGCGGAAACUGAAUCAAGCGAGUCUGAAGGUCCUAUAACAAAGGUUGCAGAAGAUGAAGCUGCAGUAAACACCAUGGUUUCUGGACAAAUGGAACUAGAGAUUGCUCAAGUUCAUGAAAAGAUCAAUCGCUUCACUCAGCUGGUAUCAGAGAUGCUGGAAUCAGGGAAGUCCAUGCUGAAGGAAUUGAGUAAUGAAUUUGAAGAACGAAUGAUCUUAAUUCACCAAGACCAGAUGGAGAAGUGGCAGGAAGAAAUCAAGGAACUGCGUUUGCUUGAUGCCUCAAAUGAGGAAGCUGAUGCGGUUUUACAGAAUGCCAAGUACCUAUUUCGGCAUGUUCGUGUCGACUCCUGAAGCUAACAUUAUCAAUAUAAGCAAAUGGGAGUACAUCAUAUAUAAUGAUCUGGCGGCUUAAGCUAUGAUGGGUUAAAAUUAGAAGGCAUAUGGAAGACUGACUUUCUGCAGGAUAUGAUAUUAUGAAUGCUCUAGCAUAUGGAAUACAUUUUACAAUAUGUAUAAAAUGGUAUCACAUUCAACAAUAGUUAGUUAUUCAAAAGAAGUCCGUAUUCGAAUAUUUACACAUGAAAAACAAACAUACAUACCCCAAAUCUAACGUGUAAACAUCAUCACACACACACACCCAUGCACGCAUAUGUAUGUAUACUUCAAUAUAUACAGAGAGAAAGAUAGAUUGUCCG